GUGCUGCUCGCCCGGGUUAGCUGCGGCGGCGGCGGCGGCGGCGGCGGCGGCGGCGGCGGCAGCGGCGGUGGAGGAGGGGUGGAGGCGCAGCCCCUGCUGCAGCUGCUGCUGCUGCACCACGCUCGGCGCUGCGGAGCGAGCCCACCCGCCCCAGGAGCUCGUCUCCCCGGUGCUCCCCCUCCCUCCCCGCCUCCCCCCCAGUGGCGCUGCCUCCUCCAAAUGAGCGAUUCGCCCGCUGGAUCUAACCCAAGGACACCCGAAAGCAGCGGCAGCGGCAGCGGCGGCGGCGGGAAGAGGCCGGCGGUGUCCCUCUUACCCCCCGCGGACCCCCUGCGCCAGGCGAACCGGCUCCCUAUCCGGGUCCUGAAGAUGCUGAGUGCUCACACCGGUCACCUCCUGCACCCGGAGUACCUGCAGCCGCUGUCCUCCACUCCCGUCAGCCCCAUUGAGCUGGACGCCAAGAAGAGCCCGCUGGCGCUGCUGGCCCAGACUUGCUCACAGAUCGGCAAGCCGGACCCGCCGCCUUCGUCCAAGCUCAACUCGGUGGCGGCCGCGGCCAACGGGCUAGGGACAGAGAAGGACUCCGGCCGCUCGGCCUCCGCAUCCGCAUCCGCCGCGCUCAAGCAGCUGGGGGAGACCCCGGCCGAGGACAAGUCCAGCUUCAAGCCCUAUUCCAAGGGCCCCGGAGGCGACUCCCGGAAAGACAGCGGCUCCUCCUCCGUGUCCUCCACCUCUUCCUCCUCCUCAUCUUCCUCCUCUGCCUUGUCCCCAGGAGACAAGGCGGGCUUCAGGGUCCCCAGCACCGCCUGCACACCCUUCCCCCCGCAUGGAGCACCCGUCUCCACGUCAUCGUCGUCCUCCUCCCCCGGUGGCUCCCGGGGCGGCUCCCCACACCACCCCGACUGCAAGAGCGGCAGUAGCGAGCUGGACAAAAAAGACCUGGAGCCCAAGCCCAGCCCCGAACCCGCCUCGGUGAGCCGAGGCGGCAGCGGGGAGCCCAGCGCGCACUGCGGGGCAGAGCCCGGGGCCUCUGGGCGCAAGUCAGAACCGCCCUCAGCGCUGGUGGGGGCCGGCCACGUGGCCCCGGUGUCCCCCUACAAGCCAGGCCACUCAGUGUUCCCGCUGCCACCCUCCAGCAUAGGCUACCACGGCUCCAUCGUGGGCGCGUACGCCGGCUACCCAUCUCAGUUCGUGCCUGGCCUGGAUCCUAGCAAGUCUGGCCUCGUGGGAGGCCAGCUCUCAGGGGGCCUGGGCCUGCCCCCCGGUAAGCCCCCCAGCUCCAGCCCGCUCACGGGGGCAUCCCCGCCCUCCUUUCUGCAGGGAUUAUGCCGAGACCCCUACUGCCUGGGAGGUUAUCACAGCGCCUCGCACCUGGGCGGCUCCAGCUGCUCCACCUGCAGCGCGCACGACCCGUCGGGGCCCAGCCUGAAGGCGGGGGGCUACCCGCUGGUGUACCCUGGGCAUCCACUGCAGCCGGCCGCGCUGUCCUCCACCGCCGCCCAGGCCGCACUCCCGGGCCACCCACUUUACACCUAUGGCUUCAUGCUGCAGAACGAACCGCUGCCACACAGCUGCAACUGGGUGGCUGCCAGCGGGCCUUGCGACAAGCGCUUCGCCACCUCCGAGGAGCUGCUCAGCCACCUACGGACUCACACGGCCCUGCCGGGAGCAGAGAAACUUCUGGCCGCCUAUCCCGGGGCCUCGAGCCUGGGCAGCGCUGCUGCAGCUGCCGCAGCAGCUGCCUCCUGCCACCUGCACCUCCCCCCGCCGGCCACCCCUGGCAGCCCCGGGUCCUUGUCAUUGCGGAGUCCACACACUUUGGGACUAAGCCGGUACCAUCCCUAUGGCAAGAGCCACUUACCCACAGCUGGGGGCCUGGCAGUGCCCUCACUCCCCACAGCCGGACCCUACUACUCGCCAUAUGCCCUGUAUGGACAGAGACUAGCUUCAGCCUCCGCGCUUGGAUACCAGUAACUACAACUCUUCCUCCCAUCCCACCCCACCCAGCCUCUGCCUCCCCACAUCUGCCUCUCUCCCCACCUACCCAAAAAGCCUUGCCGCUGCAAAUUCCACUACUGCUUGACCCUACCGGGAUCCCCCUGCCCAGAUCCUCCCCACCGGACUGUGUAUUUAUUUACUAUAAUGUUAGCUUACAAGCUGGGAAUAUAAGUGCAUUAAUGGCCCACACGAGUCAAUGGUAUGAAAAAAAAGUCUGUUUUCCCCCCAUAAUAAUAUUAAUCACGCAAAUAACUACAUGUUCCCUACAUCCUCUUCCUGUCUUUUUUAUUUUCUUUUUCAUAGAUAGAAGUUUUUUUUUUUCUUUUGCAUUGGUUUGGUUUGGUUUAAGAGAUAGGUGAGGGGGGAAGAGUUGGGAUUCUUGGGUUGUUGUGUUUGUUUUCCUUUCUCUUCCUGGGGAGUUCUGUGCAUGCUUCUUAAUGGUUAAAACUGCAUUGCCCCCUUCUCUUUACUGUAUCACCUUCAUUCCCUCCUGCUGCCUUCCAUUUGAGGUUCAGCUUUGUUUUGUUGCUGUUUGUUUGUUUUGUUUGUAUUUUCUUUUGUACAAGCAACAGAGGACUUUUUUUAACCACAUUUUUGGGGGUGCAGGGAGCAGCUUUGGUGGCAGGUGCUGUUGAUGUGGGACUGUGCUCAGUGAUGCCUCUGGUCUUUGAUCUAUACCCUGUCCCCCCACACCCUCACCCCAAUUAAAGGCUUGGCCUCCUACCUUGCUCUAAGCAUGGAGAGCCUUGUCCCCACGGAUAUACUUUCCAGAGGGGGCCAAAUUUCUCUGCCUCUCUCCCUCACUCUAUCUCUCUCUCUCUCUCUCUCUCUCACACACACACACACACACACACACACACACACACACACGGCCUUUCUACCUUUCAGACUCUUCCCAGCCCCAAACAGUGUGCACCUGUAGGGCUCAUUCAAUUCAACUCAAAGUCCCAGAAGGCCCUGCUGAUAUGAAACUUUGCUUUCUCUUUUGCAAAGUGCUUUUAUAGUCAGUUUUUUUUUCUCCUCUUCAUUAUUGGGGUAGAGGUCCCCCUCCUGCGGUAGGGACUAGGUGGGUGAUUCUCCACAGACCCCUCCCAAGCAGCCCAGAGGCGCGGUCAGCAGGCAUUAUAGCCAUGUUCUGUUCUAUUGGGAGAAAGUUGGGGAGUCAGGGAGAACACAAUCACAGCAGUCCAUUACCCCCCCUCCCAGGCCUAACCCCCAAAGGAGUCCCCAAAGUUGGUUGUGGGCUUAAAUGGGCCCUCCAUCCAUGACUGGGGGCGCCGAAGGCGCCUGGUCUUAAGCAGCAGGGUGGAGGGGACUGCGGGGGGUGGGCUAUUUGGGGUGAAUAGAGCUCUCCCUUGGUAAGACUUAUUUUGUUAAUAAAUGGAAUACUUGGCUAUAUUCA
This is a messenger RNA of Erinaceus europaeus (western European hedgehog), 3400 nucleotides long. RefSeq names its product zinc finger protein 703 (gene ZNF703). The coding region runs from base 220 to 1974 and encodes 584 amino acids. The record is from RefSeq and is a predicted model, not a curated record. Gene Ontology annotation, biological process: negative regulation of DNA-templated transcription. Lineage: Eukaryota; Metazoa; Chordata; Mammalia; Eulipotyphla; Erinaceidae. Gene Ontology annotation, cellular component: nucleus. The transcript has 2 exons.